CCGUGUGUGUGUUUAUGCGCUUGUGUGUGUGAGUGUGUGUGUGAUGAUGAUGAUGGCGGAGCUGGUGCAGGGACAGGCCUCGGUGGCUCAGGCCGGGAUGAAGGCUGACGGAUUCACGGACCCGUUUCACCGUACGCGACAGAUUGUUAAGAUGACUGGAGAACAGAUUCCCCAUCUGAACAACUCGUCCCCGGUCGUGGACGCUUCGCUCUAUGGCUACGGCGGGCAGAAGCGCUCUCUGGACGAGGGAGUGGCGAACCAGCUCGGUGCAAUGGUACAUGGUACAAGGGCUAUAAUAACAGAAGACUACAAAGUGCCUGAUAAGAUGGUGGGAUUCAUUAUCGGUCGGGGUGGCGAACAGAUCACAAGAAUUCAGCUGGAAUCAAACUGCAAGAUCCAGAUCGCUGCUGACAGUGGAGGGAUGAUGGACAGGCCUUGCACCCUGACUGGGACCCCAGAAAGUAUCGAGCAAGCGAAGAGGUUGUUGGGGCAGAUCGUGGACCGGUGUCGGAACGGGCCGGGCUUCCACAGUCAGAUGGACGGGAACAGCGCCGUCCAGGAGAUCCUCAUCCCGGCCAGUAAAGUUGGCCUGGUCAUCGGGAAAGGAGGCGACACCAUCAAACAACUUCAGGAGAGGACAGGAGUGAAGAUGAUCAUGAUUCAGGACGACCCGAUGCCCACUGGAUCAGACAAACCCUUGAGAAUCACUGGAGACCCUUAUAAAGUUCAGCAAGCGCGGGAGCUGGUCGUUGAGAUCAUCAGGGAAAAGGAUCAGGGAGAUUUCAGGAGUGGCCGCAGUGACUUCGGAUCCAGGCUGGGAAGCAGCAUCGAUGUUUUGCACACACAGGUUGCAGUGCCCAGGUUUGCCGUUGGAAUCGUCAUUGGCAGAAACGGGGAGAUGAUCAAGAAGAUUCAGAACGAUGCGGGUGUCAGGAUCCAGUUUAAGCCAGAUGAUGGGAUCAGUCCCGACCGGAUCGCCCAGGUCAUGGGUCAGCCCGACCGAUGUCAACACGCCGUUCACCUCAUCAAUGAUCUGGUCCAAACGGCACAGGAGCGUGAUGGUUUUGGCGGUCCGGUUGGACCCAGAGGUCGCGGCAGAGGUCGUGGUGACUGGAACAUGGGAACUCCUGGAGGCUUGCAGGAGGUCACCUACACAAUACCUGCGGAUAAGUGCGGACUUGUGAUCGGGAAAGGUGGAGAGACCAUCAAGAACAUCAACCAGCAGUCCGGAGCCCACGUGGAGCUGCAGAGAAACCCUCCGCCCAACACCGACCCGAACGUGCGGAUCUUCUCCAUCCGCGGAUCCCCCCAGCAGAUGGAGAUGGCCCGGCAGCUGAUCGACGAGAAGAUCGGGGCGUCUGGAAUGGGAGGGAACAGCAGUUUUGGACUCAGUCCUUUCACUCAAGGACCAGCGACUCCUCAUCAGAAUGGCCCGCAGACGUUCAUGACUGGUGGAUGGGGAACCACAUAUCAGACAUGGCAACCCCAGAGCCAGCAGGAUCCCAGUCAUAAUGGAUCUCAGACCGGCCAGAUGGACUAUUCCAAAGCGUGGGAGCAGUAUUAUAAAAAGCUAGGUCAGCAGAGCCAAGGCCAGAGCAGCGGAUCCGACUACAGCAAAGCAUGGGAGGAAUAUUACAAGAAACAGACUCAGGGAGCCGGUCCUGGUUCUCAGCAGAGUUCUCCUCCAGAUUACAGCGCCGCCUGGGUGGAGUAUUACAGACAGCAGGGGGCGUAUUACAACCAGGGACAAACACAGGCUCCCGGCCUCCCGGAUCAUUAAAGCGGAUGACUGCGGACCCUUUAGUUGAAGAUUUUUGAAUCACUGCGAGGAGGAAACAGACCUUUUGUAACAGAGGUUUCUAGAUUUGCAACGCCUUGAAGACUUUUACUUUUUUUCUUAGUGAGAAACACUAGCUGUAGAAUGACUUAUAUGAUUUAAAAAGAGAACUAUUUCUAAAUCAGGACAUCAAAUUGUUACUAAAUCCUUGUGUACACACACCAUUUAUUCGAAUGGGCAAUUUCCGGGAUCCUUUUUGGACCGUUUCAGAGUUGGUUUGUUUUCUAUUCUUCCUUUUUAAUUCGACGAUAUAUAUAUAUUCAGAUGUAUAUCGCCAAAACGAACCCCGGAGUUGCGGCAUUUCAUUGAUCGCGCAAUAUAAUCUCUUAUUUUUCUAGUUCUGUUGCAAUAAAAUGAUCGUGGGCUUAGCAGUCUUGAAUACGUUAUCGUUUAGUUUUGUCAUGCAAUGUUUUAAGAAUGUGUACAAAAUGUUUUUUCUUUUUUUUCUUUUACAUAAAGCAUUUUAAUUCAGUGCGAUAAAUAAAAAACUGUGAUGUUUUUGUUACAGAAAUAUAUGCUUUUGUUACACGAUAAACGGCGAAUGGCGGUCGGUUCCUGAUGAUGUAAUUCCUCAUGUACUUUGUAUUCUGUUUUCAUUGUCAUUUUAUUGUACUCUGGUUGAAAAAGGUGCAAUAUCUUAUUUCAGUUUUUUUUUUUGAAACAAAGAUGGAUUUCUCUAAUAUUUUGACAGACGUUUAACUUGUAGAUCUUAUAGAGGUUUUUUUUAGACGUAUGCAAAUGUAACGGAUAAUUUUUUAUUACAGUGAUUUGACGGGGAAAGGGUGGUUGUUUUUUGCCUUUGCUCUCUUGUAAAACUAUGUAUGUAUGCUCAGAUACUUGACUAAAUACUUUAUUUAAAAAUAUAUAUAAUUAAAUCAAAGACUUUUUUUGUCCUGUGUUUUACAGGAAAACUGUCCCUGUUUUUCUGUUCUGUUUUCAUACUGAAAUUUGUCAAAGAUUGUGAAUGUGUAAUUUGAAAUUUGAUGUUGCAUCUUGCUGACAGAUGAGACGUUUUAUGUAAACUUGUUCUGUAAACUUGGACUUUAAAGCGUUCAAGACUGCUAAGCCUCUGAGAGCCUACCUGUGUAUUAAUUAAUUGUAGUUUUUUAUAUUGGAAGUAUUGGAAGAUCAAAGUUGUUGUCUUAUUUGGUACCGGCGGUCUCUCCGAAACCCCUCAUCCAUCCCAGUACACACUGUGGACUCCUGUACAGUCCCGAUCCAGUAACCUUUUUAAUUCUGUUUUUCCUUUCUACUCUGUGUGAUCUAAUAUAUGUAUGAUUGACUAGUUACAAAUUGAUCUAGUAUUAACUUCAUUGCUUAAUGAAAAGGGAUAUUAUAAUUUCGAAAUGUUUAAUUUUAGUGUUUCUUUUCUUCCUCAUGUGUACAGGUAACCAUGUAUUAAAAUGAUUGAAAGACGA
Messenger RNA from Rhinichthys klamathensis goyatoka, 3255 nucleotides. It is a transcript of the gene fubp3, whose product is annotated as far upstream element (FUSE) binding protein 3. The transcript has 19 exons. Gene Ontology annotation, molecular function: mRNA binding. The record is from RefSeq and is a predicted model, not a curated record. Gene Ontology annotation, biological process: regulation of DNA-templated transcription. NCBI's taxonomy places the organism in Eukaryota, Metazoa, Chordata, Actinopteri, Cypriniformes, Leuciscidae. The coding region runs from base 44 to 1780 and encodes 578 amino acids. Gene Ontology annotation, cellular component: nucleus; cytoplasm.